Molecule: messenger RNA, 349 nt
Organism: Cariama cristata (Red-legged seriema)
Lineage: Eukaryota; Metazoa; Chordata; Aves; Cariamiformes; Cariamidae
Product: 28S ribosomal protein S35, mitochondrial-like
Exons: 2
Biological process (GO): mitochondrial translation
Cellular component (GO): mitochondrial small ribosomal subunit
Molecular function (GO): structural constituent of ribosome
Source: RefSeq, a predicted model, not a curated record
GUGUCCGCUAAGAAGACAGAACUAUGAUUAUGGCAUACACCUCCUCACAGUUUUGUACCAUGAAUCUUGGAAAACUGAGAUGUGGGAGAGUGAGAAGACUGAGGAAGACAUGGAAGAGUACGUCUGGGAAAAUAGCUCCUCUCAGAAAAAUGCCUUGGAUACGCUACUUCGAAUAAAAGCCUCAGAGAAUGUCAGUAAUGUAACUAAGGAAGAGCUUCUUGCAUCUGAAGUGGUUAAGAAUUACAGAAACUCUGUAAUUGCACUUAAAAAUGAAGGUGAAACGGAAAAUAACAUGUCUCAGUAUAAGGAAUCGGUGAAGAAACUAUUGAAUAUACAAGCAUUACCGUGA